AUGGCAGCUCCAUUGACCAAGUCUCCACUCUCCACGGAGUCACCGCCGUUCGAUCCGCAGCGAGGUGCUCUUUUGGGGUCUCCUUCGGGUGGCUACAAACCUGCAAGUCGAUCUCGGUCCAACUCACCGCACAUGGGGCGGUCCACAUCUCCACAUCCAACUGGUAGUGGUAGUGGUCCCAGUGGAAACGCGCAAUCGAAUGCUCUUCCCAAGUACACGUUCCAGUACCAAGGCGAGACUCUGGAAAUUAGAAACGUGUGGGCCGAAAAUGUUCGGGAAGAAAUGGCAGUGAUUCGAUCAGUCAUUGAAAAAUAUCCUUAUGUGGCCAUGGACACGGAAUUUCCAGGUGUGGUGGCAAAACCCGUCACAGAAGCUUACACGUCCGACUACCAAUACAAGGCGCUCAAAGUCAAUGUUGACUUGCUAAAAAUCAUCCAGUUGGGAUUGAGCUUUGCCGAUGAGAAUGGAAAUUUUUGUCCAGGAUGUCCCUGUUGGCAGUUCAAUUUCAAAUUCAAUCUUCAUGGCGACAUGUUUGCGCAGGACUCGAUUGAUCUACUCAUCAAAUCUGGAAUUUCCUUUGAAGAUCACGCCACUCGGGGCAUUGAUCCAUUGGUUUUUGGAGAACUCCUAAUGGUGUCAGGUCUAGUGUUGGAUGAUCGUGUCAAAUGGGUCUCAUUCCACUCUGGGUAUGACUAUGGCUAUUUUUUGAAGCUUCUGACCACCAUAGACCUUCCAGUCGACCAAAAGGCAUUCUUUGAGUACCUCAAGAUUUACUUUCCCUGUAUUUAUGACAUCAAGUACAUGACAAGUCUCCUGGAUGGGCAUCGUUUUCACGGAGGUCUUCAACGUAUUGCGGAUGAGCUCGGAUGCCAGCGACUCGGAGCAGAGCAUCAAGCUGGCAGUGACUCCCUCUUGACCAUGGCGGCAUACUUUGCUCUGGCAAAAGCCAAAUUCACUAACAGUGAUGGACAGAUUGAUGAUACGAAGUAUAUCAAUGAAUUGUUUGGGUACGGGAACAAUCACACGGUGCGAAAAGGUGGCGGCCCUUCUGCAGCUAUGAGGGAGGUUUCUGCUGGCAGCAUUUCCAACAGUGGCAGCGAUAUGUAA
Messenger RNA from Seminavis robusta, 1107 nucleotides. NCBI's taxonomy places the organism in Eukaryota, Bacillariophyta, Bacillariophyceae, Naviculales, Naviculaceae. The record is from the annotation of a GenBank genome assembly.